This is a messenger RNA of Ictalurus punctatus (channel catfish), 4051 nucleotides long. It is a transcript of the gene pcgf1, whose product is annotated as polycomb group ring finger 1. The transcript has 6 exons. Gene Ontology annotation, molecular function: promoter-specific chromatin binding. Bases 130 to 807 code for a protein of 225 amino acids. Lineage: Eukaryota; Metazoa; Chordata; Actinopteri; Siluriformes; Ictaluridae. The record is from RefSeq and is a predicted model, not a curated record. Gene Ontology annotation, cellular component: PRC1 complex. Gene Ontology annotation, biological process: negative regulation of transcription by RNA polymerase II.
GCUGCUUGCCCUGUAAUUAGAAACUGAAGUCAGAUUACAGCGUUAUGCCGAGGAGCGGUUCUCUCACACUGCGCGCUACCACCGAACAUGCCCACUCCCGUUACCCGGAAGUAAGCAGAAUUCCCAAAGAUGGCGGAGCAAGGUCCAAUGGCGAUAGCUAUGCGGCUAAGAAAUCAACUACAGAACGUUUAUAAACUUGAUCCUUUAAGAAAUGAGGAAGAAGUGAAGAUAAAAAUCAAGGACCUGAAUGAACACAUUGUGUGCUACCUGUGUGCGGGAUAUUUCAUUGAUGCCACAACUAUUACUGAGUGUCUUCAUACCUUCUGCAAGAGUUGCAUUGUGAAAUACCUCCAGACCAGCAAAUAUUGUCCUAUGUGUAACAUCAAAAUUCAUGAAACACAGCCCUUGCUAAAUCUUAAGCUGGACAGAGUAAUGCAAGACAUAGUUUACAAACUUGUUCCAGGUCUACAGGAGAGUGAAGACAAAAGAAUCAGGGAAUUUUAUCAGUCAAGAGGUCUUGAGCGCAUCAUACAACCGUUAGGGGAUGACUCGUUGCCAGAUAAUACAGGAUUACCGUACACCAGCUUUGAUCACUCUAAAGCCCAUUUCUACAGAUAUGAUGAACAAGUCUCGCUAUGUCUAGAGAAACAAAGGUUGCAAAAUCAGUCAGAAAAGUCAGUUGCAAAAUCACAUGCUAGACAGUGGAUGUACUAUACACCUGCAUGGGAUUGCAAGAGGAGUAAACCAUUUUAUAGAAGCAGUAUUUCUAAUUUUAAGAAUGUGAUGUUUAAGCUUGUACUGGCAUAAAUAAAUCAGUCCGUAUAGGAUUUUGCUGAGUUUUUUGUGAUUGUUGUAGCUGAAAAUGCUAUGCUCAUCUUCGAUGCACAUGAAUCGAACAGGGCUUUGGCUGAAUGCUAAUUUUAAUGAUGUCAGCUGACACAUCAGUUUAUUGUAAUGUGACCAGAAGUCAGGAUAAGAACACCUGCCAAAUGACAAUUGCUUAAUUAAUUACUAAUGUUAACAAAUGAAAGCACAAAGUAUAGCUUUAAGGAUAUUUUUGUUAGCUUGAAUUACUGAUUGUCCCAUCCACAACCCUAAAUUUCAAGGUUGAUGCAUGGAUGAUUGUGUGAACCAACUGAAAUGAGAAUUCAGUAUGAACUAAAAUACAAAUUCCUUCCAACCUUAGUCUUAUUAAUGACAUAGUGUUCCUAGGUACAGUUAAGUGCUGCCAAAAAAAACCCCUGUAAAUAACGUAAAAUUUCCUUCCAAUAACUUCACACCCUCAAACCACCACCACCCUCCGGAACCCAGACAGCACCUUAGCCCUCUGAAAAACUGGGGAAAACCCCAAUAUUUAAAUGCUGGUGAUGUUACUGGUAAAACCAUUACAUUUCCAUUUCAAAAGACUGAAAUCUUUUUACUUACAGGUGUCUGCAGCUAUAUUUUAUAAUAUAUAAAAUUAUUUUAUUUAUUAAAAAAAAAAAUACUUUUAAAAUUUAGAUUUCCAGGUAUUCAGACAAAUUAAUGUUCACUUGAAAUGCCCCUGUGACUAAAGUCUUGACAGCUGUUCGAACAGCAAGUGUAGCAGGAUAACAAUGAUAACAUCGUGCACCUGUUUUUUUUUUUUUUUUUUUUUUUUUUUUUUUUUUGGAAGGAUGCCAGUUUGUUUUGAGUUGGUCUUUUGCACCUUAAAAAACUGAUGAAGAGGAAUUCAUUCAUGAGGCAAAUAAAAGGACACCAAGAUAAAGGAGGAAGGUGCUCCCAUAUGCAAGCUUUCUAAAAAACCUGUAAAUCAAGUCGAUCUCUUGCAAAUAUGCAGAGUAGAACGAACACGUUUCAUGUUACAAUGUAUAGCUCCUUGUACGUGUAUGUUAAAAAUGGUUAAUACAUCAUAUAGAAAACAAUCUUAAGAUUUCUGAGUCAGAAAUGAAAGUGUGUGUGUAUUGGCAUAUAUGAAAAGGAUGCAUAUAUGAAUUAAAAGGAAUAUAUGAAAUGUACACGGUAUGUGAAUGUGUGUUUGAUAUCAAUCAAAACAUAUAAGCUCAUGAUCAUAUACAAGUUUGACAGAUCUUUCUCCAAUGGGCAGGAAGUUGAGUUUAAGUGAAUACAAUCUUGUCACUCAUUGCUAACUGGAUAAUUAAGUCCUAAAUUGCAGAUACAGAGCUGACUCAUACUGUAACUAUAGUGAUGACUAAUAAGAGAACGUGGCAAUGUUUUCAUUUCCUAAUUACUAUUAAAUGGCUUAAAUUAAUCUGUUUUUGCCAUUGAAGUCUUGAGAUAACAGAUGAAUUGUCUGUAGUUUCAACACACAACUUUGCAUUGGGUGAAUAUAUUCGAUUGCUUUACUAUGAGAACAAGAUUAUUUUAAAUCCAAUUUACACCAGAUGUGGUGUGUGUACUGUGAGCACACCACUUCUAAUAUGCUCCCAUGUUCAUCAACUUAGGCACAAAGCAUUAUUUUCUUACUAAAGGCACUUUAAAAUUUUAUAUUUAUGCUAUAUUAUGCUCAGAAUCUAAACAGUUAAUAGCUAUAUUUCAGCUUGUACUGCAGCAACUUUGUGAAGGUUCUAACUGCCAUUGACCUUUUGGGUUCACGUUUCAAUGAAUUACCUUUUAUUUAAUCACAUACACUGGCAGAACAUAAUAAAUUCAUAAUAAUCUGAUUGUCAGUAUGGUCAGAAUGCUAUUCAUUAUCUAAACAACUAUUUGCUCCAAUCCACUCCAAAAGUGUUCCAAAAGUGCCUUCUAUAUUUCUUCUAAUUGGAUGUUUCACUUUAUGCAUCACUCUGCCUAUUUUGGUUUGCCACGUAAAAUGCCAUGAUACUUUUUUAGGAAUAAAACUUUUGGCCAUGCUGUGUCUGAAAUGUCACAGCAGUAUCAUUCGCAAUUGUGCGCAUAUACUGAAUAUAGGGACUGUUGAGAUAAUCUACAGCCCUCACACCUACAUCAAAUUACAGCUGUACCGAUAUUCAGUAUAACCUUAGUCCCUUAGUAAGAGUUAAGACCAUACAAAUUUAAAUGGAAUUUAAUUAGGACCGUUUAAGUACUUCUAGUCAAAAGUCUAUUAAUUUAACCAAAUAACAUGUUUGAGAUUUAAUAAUAAUAAUAAUGAUAAUAAUGGUAGUCUUUAUUGGUCACAUAUACAGUAGAGCACAGUGAAAUUGUUUUCUUCGCAUACCCCAGCCUGUCAGGAAGCUGGGGUCAGAGCUCAGGGUCAGCCAACAGCUGAAGAUUUAAUGAAAAUGCGUGGAUUACUUUAAGUUGUGCACAUAGAUCAGACAUGCUGAAAUACAUAUGUGAUUUAUUUUGAAACUAUAUUUCAUUUAUAUUUUAUAUAUCACAUAACAACAAAUAUUGCAGCCCUGCUUUGCACUCUGCAAUUUCUUAGAUUUGUUGGCCCUGUAAAAUCUUCUAGUUAAUCUUUUCUAGUUCAAAAUCACUAUGUGACAGACGUUGCAUGUGACCACAGCCUGACUUUAUUUAAGCCACGUUAGAUACUAACAUUAGUUCGGUUGGAAUAUUUUUAUUUAAUGUCAACUAACUAGCUCAACCUUAUGGAUGGCUUGCAACUUGCUUAUCCGAGUCGAUAGUUGUAACUACCUUCCCGAGUUGAUGGUACAGAGAAAUACAGUUGUGCCCAAAAGUUUGCAUACCCCUUGCAGAAUCUGAUAAAUCUUAAUACUGUUAACAAAAUAAGAGGGGUAAUUUUUAUCAAUUCAGCUAUUAUCUUGUCUUGUGGACUACAUAAACAUCUGUUAUGUGAAAUAGCUUAUUCAGGAGAGUACUAAAUAAAAAAAACAUGGGAUUUUUAUGAUCCCUCUUAUUUUGUUACAGUAUUCAGAUUUAGUAGAUUCUUCAAAGGGUAUGCAAACUUAUGGGCACAACUGUAUCUCUGUCACCUUUCUACAUUCAUUCAGCUUAAGGCACUUGGCAAAAACACUUUCUGUACAUCCCUCUAGUUUAUGUGCCGUGUAUUUGUUUACAACAGUAUUACACUUUUUGGAGGACCUUGUCAUUUGAGAUGCAUUUAAUCUUGAGUAAUUUGUUAUUU